This is a messenger RNA of Racocetra persica, 394 nucleotides long. NCBI's taxonomy places the organism in Eukaryota, Fungi, Glomeromycota, Glomeromycetes, Diversisporales, Gigasporaceae. The record is from the annotation of a GenBank genome assembly.
GUGGCUUAAAGCGACAUCAUACUAUUGUUAAAGGUUAUAACAAAAAUCCUCCCAACAUUUAUAAACUUCCUUUAAAAGCUAGUAUAGAAUUAAAAAAAAUCUUUAUUAAAAUUAUUCAAGAUCGAUUAAAAGCACAUUUUACAUGUUCAGGAAGAGUAAGAUGUUUAUUUCAAGGUGACAAUGCAUAUUCUUUGCUUAGUCAAAUCUUAAAUGAUGAGCAAUGGAAAGUUAAAUACUUUGCCAAUGAACAACAAACCUAUGUUAUAUUUCAACCUCCUCGUGAACAGGCACCGGGAUCAAUACGGAAAGAAAUCAAACCAAAAAUUAAACAAGUCGUAGUAGAUUGGUAUCAGAAAGUUAAAACUGAUAUGCAUGGACAUAUGAUUUGGGCCGG